UUGACGGUGCGACGGUGGCAAUUCUGCACUCGAGUGACGUGAGUUUGCGGUGGAGAUUAAGUGAAUAAGAUCGUAAUAAUAAAUUUAUCAUAUUUUAGACAAAAUUAUGAUAAAAAUAUGUGGUCUCGUGCUAAAGUAAUUUUAGUUGAUAUAAUGUGUAUAGUGAAUUAGUGUACAAUUGAAUAAAUAUAAAAAAUAAUCUGUUUUAUUAAUACUUUUCAGAUGAGACGAAGUCGUGCAUAAAUCUCAGUAUAUAAGAAAUAUUCAAUAUAUUUUAUAUGCUAAAUAAAACGCAAUAACGAUGUAUACUUAAAUAUUUUCUUACCAAAGGGGCAUUUAGUUCAGCAAAAUCAAUAAUCAAUGCUAAACCAAAUAUUCAAAUAUUUAGCUAAUUGAAAAGUUGUUAUUGUAGUUUUUCUCAUAGUAGACUAGACAUAUUAUAAAAAUUGAGCCCAAAAGACAAAAUUCAAAAUUGCACUGCAGGACAUUUAAGAAAGUCAGCAUAGGGCAAAAUUUGUGUGAAUUGGGUCAGACUGUGCAAAAUCGCGAAGGCAGUCCUCGGAGGCCCCAUGCGCUACAAAGAAAUACACCAGCUUCGGCUGGUUAUAAUUCCCAGCUACCUAGUAUGCGGAUCACAGCUGGGAAUACACCAGGUGAGGCAGCGCAAACAGAAACCGCCGCGUCUAAAAGGGGCUCAUUUCGCGGUGACACGCCGCUUAGCCUAAGUUCGAAGCUUCGAACAUCCUUUGACGCCUCGACGAAUGUUAUCGGCGGCCAAGGAGGCAACGAAAGCGAGCCAACGAACGCGAAUAACGGCCACGUUAUCCCGAUCUCAGGCUUCCAGAAGGUGCCUCAAUCUAAGUCAGUGCCAAUACCGCCUAAGAAAUUGCCGCCGGUGGAACAAGGAUCUGAGCAUAUGUCAAGAAUGACGCCUAGACGUAUCAUGAUGCACAGCAAAGUCAACAAGGAACGACUCAACUCACGGAAUCCAACACGUCAACGCAAAAUCGGGACAGUAACGAGCCCGAUAGUGACGGCACCUCCAUGUGAGCUUACCUCUUCACCUUCAGUUAGUUCCAUCAAUGACUUAACAGCAAUAAAGCCCCUUUCCAGUCCAACUAUUAACGGUUCUCAUAACAGCGUAGAAUCAGACUCCAAAUCAAUUGCUGAUUACUUAUCCCGAAAUUCUUCCAUAGAUUUAGGCCAGAAAGAAAACUCCAAGUCCGAAGUGGUCACGCCAGCCCAAGAGGCUUUGCCAGAUAUUAGGGAAUUAGAAAAUUUAAAUAAUAAACCAGAAUUUGAUGUAUUCGAAAAUAAGUCGGAUGAUAGCAAUAUUGACACUGGCGGUAUCGAGUUAUCAUCAGUCUCUUCACCAAAAGAACGUUUCUCUCCUGAUAACUCAAAAAAUUUAAAAGGAAGCAAAACUAAGACUGUGAAGAUUAAUGAGAAUCCUGUGAAUAUAAUUGAUAAGUCACUUGUCAAUGUUGUUGAUGAUACCGAAAAUACAGAUUCUGAUACGAAUGUCAGUUUGAUAUUACCCAAAGGAAAGAUAAGAUUUGUUAGGAAGAGUCAAGAGAAUAGUGUAUUAAGCGUAAUAUAUACAAAAUCGGAACCUACCUCUGACCGGUCCUCAACUAUGGCCGAUAAAAAGAGCGAUACAUCAAGAACUAUCGAUACUGCGAAGGAUACAGAUCAGGACGAAAAUAUUGAAAUAUUAGGAACAGAUACGGAGCAAUACAGGGAAUAUGAACACCAUACAGAAAUUAUACCGGAUCAUUACUCUGACAACGAUGAAAACAUUAUCUAUGGGCCAAUCUAUGAUUCCGAAAAAUUUGAGGAGCAGAAUAUAGAAUUGCCGAAAGACGAUGAUGACGACGAACCAAUUGGUGUGUCACCUUGUGGAAGAUUUUUUAAAUAUGACAAAGAAGUUGGCAGAGGUUCUUUCAAAACUGUCUAUAGAGGUCUGGAUACGCAAACUGGUGUAGCUGUAGCUUGGUGUGAACUCUUGGAGAAAAAACUGAACAAAACGGAGAGGAUAAGAUUCCGAGAGGAGGCAGAGAUGUUGAAAAAUUUACAGCAUCCUAAUAUUGUGCGCUUCUACAACUAUUGGGAAUCUACAUUGGGAAAAAAGAAAAACAUUGUUUUAGUUACAGAAUUGAUGUUGUCUGGCACACUUAAAGCGUAUCUUCGACGUUUCAAGAAAAUCAACCCAAAAGUACUAAAAUCUUGGUGCCGGCAGAUUUUGAAAGGACUCAAUUUUCUUCAUUCGCGAUCAACUCCUAUAAUACAUCGUGAUUUGAAAUGUGAUAAUAUUUUUAUAACUGGGACUACGGGCAGUGUGAAAAUUGGAGACUUGGGUCUUGCUACAUUAAAGAACAGAAGUUUUGCUAAAUCGGUUAUAGGUACUCCUGAAUUUAUGGCUCCUGAGAUGUAUGAAGAGCAUUAUGAUGAAUCUGUAGAUGUUUAUGCAUUUGGUAUGUGUAUGUUGGAAAUGGCUACUUCUGAAUAUCCUUACAGUGAAUGUUCAGGUCCUGCUCAAAUUUACAAAAAAGUGAUAUCGGGCAUUAAACCACAAAGCUUUGAAAAAGUAGAAAAUGCUGAGAUUCGUGAUAUAAUUCAACAAUGCAUUCUUCUUAACAAAGAAGAUCGUCCAAUGGUAAAAGAACUUCUAAAUCAUGACUUCUUCGGUGAAGAUGUUGGUUUGAAAGUUGAAGUUGUAUCAAAGGAGAAUCUUGGAAGUAAUUCUGAAUCACGAAAAGUAGAGUUUCGUUUACGUCUUCUGGAUCCUAAGAAAAGAUCUUUCAAGCAUAAAGAGAAUGAAGCCAUUCAGUUUGAAAUAGACAUUGAUAAGGAGAAUUGUGAUGAUGUAGCAAAUGAAAUGGCAAAGUCUGGAUUGAUUCUUGAAGAUGAUGCUAGGACAGUGGCUAAAUUACUUAAAAAUCAAAUUCAAGCAAUUAAUAAAGAAUGCGAUGAAGGGGUUCCUGUUGCACCACAAACAGAAGUGAUGCAAAAUACAGAAGCUAUUGUAACGGAUACUAUUAAUUUGUGUAUUGAAGAUAAUGAUGAUUCUAAGAGCCAUUUGGAAUUCAAAUUAAUUGGCCUUCCAGAACAAAAUAAUGGAGGUGUGGACAAAUUAACCCAAAAUCAAAUGCAAGCAGUUUCUUCAAUAAAUCAGCACCAAAAUUUUGUUGUACAACAGAAUAAUUUGUCUGACACAAAUAUGCAUCAACAGAUUCACCAACAGCAACAACAGCAGCAACAGCAGCAACAACAGCAGCAGCAGCAACAACAUCAACUACAAAAUCAACAGCACCUUCAGCAACAGCAGCACCAAUGUGUAACAGCACAACCUCAAGACAACCAGAUAAUUCAACAUUUGCCUUCUUCACAGCAAGUUAAGUUUAACAGUUCGGAUGUAGUCCAAUCUAUGUCUCAACAUUAUAAUGUAAUUCAACCGGAUCAACAAACGCAGAAAGUGCAGUACAAUUCUCAGCAUUCAAUAGAUACUCAUAUGCCACAGCAUUAUACUAAUUCACUUAAUAAUCAACAGUCGACAUCACAGACAAUUAUUCAGCAGAAUCAAGAUCAAAUGCAGUUUUUGCCUCCAAGCCAAGUGGGUUCUCAGAAUAAUGUAGUGGUCAACCAAGCGUUGCCAGAUAUAUCCAACACAUCACAACAAACUGUAGUAGCUCAAAACCAUGGACAGUACAUUUCUACUCUUCAAUCGAAUACACAGCAAAAUAAUACAUUAUUGAAUCAUUCAAACUCGGAAAUAACUAAUACACAAGUAUCAGUUCAACAGCAUAAUUUACAGAUGAACCAACAGGCACAGUUUAUGGCUGCUUCGCAAUCUAUGAAUAAUCAACAAAGUAACAUGGUUAUGAGCCAAUCUGAAAUUGGUACCCUGCAACAACCAACUUUGUCACAAAGCCAGUCAAUGCCUCAACAAGCACAGUAUUUACAAUCACAACAAAAGUCCAGCCAACAAAAUACCAGUAUUCAGAAUCAAACAGUAUGUGAAAUGAAUGGCAUUCCACAACAAAGCAGUGUUCAGCAAGUUCAUUACAUAUCUCAACAACAACCUCAACUAACUAAUCUUCCAUCUUUAACUAAUACUCAACUAUGUAGUGGUCAAAUUAAUAUGAUGAAUUUGUCAGAUGGGUCUAACGUACAUAUGCCAAAUCAACAAGCACCAAUUCAACAUACUCAGUACAUAUCAAAUCAACAGUCCACUCAGCCCACUCAGCCCGCUCAACAACAGCCAACUGGUUCUGGUUUCUCUGAUGUUCAAGUGUCUAUGCACCAAAAUCAAGUUCCAAUACAGCAGUACAUAACACACCAAAUAUCUAAUUGUCAUCAAAAUGCAGUGAUGAAUCAACCAACUGUUGGAACAGAUGUGAAAAAUAUUAAUCAAAGCAUAUCUCAAAAUCAAAGUAGUUUGCAACAGAAUCCUUAUAUUCAAAGCAAUACUAACCAGAAUAAUGUAAUUUUGGCACAACAAUCUUCAGAUAUGGGAAAUAUACAACAGACUAAGCCAUUAAUGCAGCAACCUCAGUUUAUGCCAUCUCAACAAACCAGUCAGCAACUGCCAUCCAUGAUUUCAACUGUUUCUGAUAUGUCUACUGUACAACAAAACAUAGCCCCAAAUUAUAUUCCUGUUCAGCAAUCAGUUCCGCAACAAAGCAAUAUUGUUAUGAAUCAAACUAUACCCGACCUAAGCAAUGUCCAGCAAAAUAUGCCUCCACACAGUCAAUAUUUGCCUGUGAAAGUCACUAACAUUCACAAUAAUAAUGUUCAGGAUAAUCAUGUUCAGACAGUUAUUCCAAUAUCAAAUGAAGCAAUGACUAUGCAUCAGCAAAUUGUCAAUCAAAAUUAUUCACAGACAGGUAUGAUACAGCAGAAUAACAUUCAGAAUAUGCAGCCAAACAUGGAAAUGCAACCGAGUAAUAACCUUCAAUAUCACAAUGUUCAACUUAACCAACAAUAUAAUGUUCCUGCCACAUUGUCAAACUCGCAGCUUCAUCAAAAUCAUCAAGGAUCACCAAAUAAAAUUUUGAAUACACAUAGCAUGAUGAAUAAUUUGAGUUCUGAUACUAAUAAUGAUGCACAAUAUGCAAAUUACAAUUAUAAUCAACCAAUAAUAAAUACUCAGAACAAUUUAAUAGACAACAUGCAAUCUCAAGUUGGUAUUCAACCAAUAAUAUCCAAUCAGCAACAUGCACAAGUAUUUAUCCAACAGCAAGGAUCGUCACAUCAUGAACAAGCCCAUUCUAGUCAACAAAUACAUAAAAAUGUUGUCGACAAUAGCAGUCAAUAUUCUGCACAGUUUUCUCCACAACAUAAAGCACCACUACCAAUGAAUUUAGAGCAGAAUGCUUCUUAUAUGCCCUGUAUUAAUAAAGAAGAAGAACAUGCUGGUAUUAAUCAAACUGAAUUAUUAUCAGAGAAGUCACCACAGCAAAGUUUAAAUUUAAUACCACAAGCUCAUGGAAUAAUGUCGCCUGAGGAUGCAGUUGCAAGGAAUUGUAUGAUGCAAGAAAUACAAGCUUCCACAUCCCAAGCUCAGAAUCCAAUGUUUACACAUUCCCAUCACAUUGUAUCAUCAAAUCAGAAUCAACAACAAAUGGUCACACAUGAUGAUCACCAGAUUUACAUGAACAAUCAACAGAAUCUUGUAUCUCAACACCCACAGCAGCAGAUUUCUGCUCAAGAAAAAAUGGAAGUUCAGCCGUCGCAAAUAGGAAUACAGGAGCCGAUAAAUGGCGAUGGCAAAGCAUUUAAAGAACAACAGAACGGACCUCUCAUUGACGAAUCGCAUUAUAAUAAUUUACCCAUCGAUUACCAACAGCAACCGGUAUUGGAUAGUAGUAUGCAGAGCAAUUCAUUACCCCAGACGAUUCUCCAAAAUAAUCAUGAUGAAUCGAAUCAGGUGUCAAGCACAAUGACUCCACAUACUGGUGAACUUAAUGAUUUUAAUAACAAGGACUUGAUGCCGAAACAAUCGCAAGACUCGAAUGAAGGAAGCAAUCAAGAUAAUGAAGAACACUGCGCCGACAGCAACAAUUCCGCAUUAGUUGACGGUGAGAUGACCGAAUCGCAACAGAAUACUGCUAAUAAAUUAAAAAAGAAAUCGAAUAAAAAGCGGUUUCUUAAAAACAUCGAGCGAUGUCCACGCUUGUCGGUCACCAAGUUAAUUGAAAAUUCCACAAGUAUCGAGUGCCAGUUACAAACUAAACGUAAAACAGUCAAGUUUGAGUUUGAUUAUUCGGAUUUCAACGCUUGUGAAAUUGCUAAUAAAUUAGUUGCUGCAAACCUACUACCAGAAAAUCAAGUUGAUAUAUUUGUAGAGAUGAUAUCAGACAUAGGAGUGCAAUUAAUUGAACGUCCUACAGAGAUACCAGUAUUGAAUAACCCUUAUCAUCAAACAAAGCCAAGUGGUGAAAAGCGCGAUGAGUUAUCAACAAUGCCCAAAAUUUUUGAUCCUACUAUAUACGGCCUCCUACCAUUAGCUGCUAAUGGAAUGCUAAAGCGAGAGAAUACGCAUGAUGGCGUGAUUUUGGAUGAAAAAGUACUGCAGCCUCAAAUUCCAAUUGAUAAAGUAAUUAAACCUGAAACUUCCUUGCUUCGAAAAUCAGAAAAUGUAUCCAGAAAAACCAGUACAGCAUCUGAAUGUACAUCACAGUCGGAUUACACACCUGAGAACACAGUGGUAGGAUUAGCUGAUUUGGCUGUUUGUGAUGUUGGCAAUGGAGACAGUUUAGGGAAACCUGAUAUUGUUAAGCCAAUUAAUCAAGAAUCAAUAGCAUCUACUGCUGAAUCAACAGUUGGAUUAUCAGAGAUUCCCAAACAAAUAUCGAAUGUGGAAUCAACAACAAGUCCUAUAUCUGAUCCAAAUAUCAUUCCGGACUCUGCUGGAAAUGUUUUACCUGAGAAAACAAGUGAAACAUCCGAAUUGAAUCAAAAUGCUACUUCAGCAGGGACGAAGCCUGUAAGGAAGAUUUCUCGUUUUUUGAUCAGUCCAGUAGCAGAAAAAGAGAAGGAAGGUGAAACCAACGCCAACUCUGCUACAGAAUUGCUUACUCAAGCUAGUAAUAAAAUUGAGGCCAGUAUAUCAAAUGCCAUAAAUGAACCUGUGGUUCAAAAAUAUGAGACUUCUACAGCAACUCAAAUGGGUUCUAUUGGUAACCAACAUGUAGAAACAAUCAGUUCUGUUGAUGUUUCAUUAAAUCAGUGCAAUCAAUCCAUUCCUCAAGAUAUGGUUUCACAUAUUGCUGAACAAAUUUCUUCUCCUGUUGAAUUGAAGCCUGUAGGUCCAGAACUAAUUAAUACUUUGGAACAACUGAAAAUUGGCCUAGAAAAUAUUACCCAUGCACAUGUUGUUCCAACAAAAACAUAUGGAAAUGAUAACUUUAGUUACUGUGUAAAGCAUAAUGUAAAUGAUCACUGUUUAGUUUCGGAUGCAACUCAAACAACUGAUAUGGAAGCAUCUUCUCACAUGAUUGAUAUCAAUAAUUCAGAAAAUAAGAUUGAUGAUAAUAUUAUACAAACUUCUGAUCCUGUUUGUAAAUAUCUAGAUGAUUCAAGUAAUGUUGUUUCCGAAUGCACUACUCUGGAGAGUGUUUCAAAUACAAUGGGAAGUGUCGGAAACACAACUCACAGUUCCCAACAUACAUCCAAUUUUAAUUCUCGUCGAACAUCUACAGAUAUGAAUCAUAUGGAAUUGGCGGCCUUGCAAUCUAAGAGUGUUUGCUCUACAGAACCUGCACAUGCAGAUUUACAUAGAGUGCUUACUCAACAAAAUAGCCAGGAACGUCCUGAUGAAAGUUUAAUUGCUGGAUCACAUGUUACUAUCGAAGAGCUACAUCAAAAAUUGUCCCAACUGACAACGGCGCAACUUGAAACAAGUGUGAAUUUGCCAAAAUCUUCCAACGUUGAUAUGAGCAUUGCUGAAAAUAAUGCAGCAACUGAUGGCAGUAUUCAUUUAUUACCAAAAACAGAAGCUGCGGUAGAUGCAAAUGCAGCGCUCAUCUCAAGCAUGAUAAAUCCUGAUCAUAUGCAAGCAGCUAAGAAAAUGUACUCUAAUCAAGUGGGUGCACCAAAUGCUAAUUAUGAUGUUUACAUGCAAGCAUUGCAGGCAAAGUUAACUACGAUAUCAAUGGGGCCACUUUCUCCACAAUCGACCGUCAUGUCUCCGACUUGCACACCAAGCGCUGGUAGUGGUCACUUAUCUGAAUUGGCCAGCCCAACUCAAGAAUUAACUACAGCACCCAUUUUAAAUAAGAUUUCUACUUCUACUUCUUACCCUGGUGGAGCUGCUGGUUUUCAACAAAUGCAGUAUAAGAAUCAACUACAAUCUGGGGAACCUAUAACUAAUACUUUUUCUUCAAUAAGCUAUAUUGAUAAUGUUGACAGUGGUAAUCAUAAAACAUGUACAUCAGAUGGCAAUAUUUCAAAUAUUGGUCACUAUCAACUUUCAACUACUAAUGGCCAACAGCUAACCAGCAUAAAACCUAGCAUUGCAGCAUCACAACAGCAAUCAGUGGAUAUACCAGACAAAUCAAGAAAGCUUGUAGCUCAUUUAUCGGACCUAGAGCAUGAGCUAUCUAAAAUAAAUUUGAAUUAUCCAAGAAGUGAUACUAAACAAGAUAGAGAAUGUCCAAAAACUCAAGCAGACAUUGUUAAAAAUGCUGAUGCAAACAUUACAAAUACACCAACUCAAGAAAUUUUUGAAUCUCAAGUAGAUCCUAAACCAAACAAUACUACUACUCCAAUAGAUCCUAUAAAAGAUGAUAUGACUAAAAUAGAUCCUAUACCAAAUGAUUCUUCUACUAUGAUAAUUGAUCAACCAGAACCCAUUCCCAAAGUUAGAAAAGUUUCAAGAUUUAGAGUCAGUGUAAUAACUGAGCCUGAUCCAUCAAAAUUGGAUAUUAAACCUGAUGAUUCAUCAGAUUCAACAAAAAAUAAAUCAAAGCCCAAAUUAUCACUAAAUUUGCGAGAUUGCGCUGCCUCGGAUUCUAACAUUAGUUGUGAAGAUCUUGAAAAUGAUUCGAAUAUGCAUUUAUCUUUUAGCAAUACUUCCUCCACACUUGGCAAUGAUACGCCAAUGAUCGAUAUUUUGCAUCCAAAUGAAAGUUCAGACUUACAAGAAGAUGUUGUACUUUUGCAUAUGGCAAAACCAGACUUGGAGAAAACCAAAAGUGAAAUAAAUCAUUUAGGCAAUAUUCUUAAUUUGGAGACUAGUGAAACUGAGCAAAAUAUAGAUAAACAAGCAAGUGAAACAUUAUUGCAACUUCAGAGUUCACUCAGCUCCCUAGAACUAGAUCCCCAAACUCGUCAUGAAUUGCAGUACCUUUUGAAGCGUCAACAAAUUGAGCAGCAGGAAUUGAGAAACAGACACCUACAUGAAUUGAAAUGUUUUCACAAUAGUCUUCGUGAUAUUAAACAAGAAGCUGUUGUACCAAAUCAAAGUUUGGACGAGUUGACUUAUACAACUGCACCUCAAAGUCCAAAAGUAGAGUAUCGCAAUAUAUGGUCUAACACACCAUCUGUUGCGAUACCGAGACGUUCAGCUAUGCAGUGCUGUUACUCCUAUCCUGCAUCUGCAAUAUAUCGUCCUCCGGAAUAUAUUGUGCAGAGGGAGCCUUUGAGUGAAGCCACAGUAAUGCAAACGAAUAGUGGUCAUAACAUGUCUCUCCCAAAUUUAACUCAUGUGAAUUACGUGCAACACAUUGUUCAGAACGUCCCUCCGACUCAGUUGUUGCAACACCCCCUGACUACUCAAUAUGUUCAGUAUUCAAACAUGGAUAAUCCAUAUAUUCAGUACUUAGCUAAACCGAGCACGUAUGUUCAAUAUGUCGGGCCAGCACCUUUUUAUCCUUAUGCUCCCCCAAAAACCGAAUAAUUAAUCAAAUUAUCUAUAAAUUUUAGCAGUGAAUGUCAAGAAUUAAAUUAUUUAAUGCAAAUAUUAAAGGUGUAUUUUAAUGAUAUGAUGGAAUGUGAUAUUUUAUAUAAAAUGUAAACAAAUUGUAAUGAAAUUUAAAGACUGAGGAAGUUAUUGUUUCGAAAUAUUAUAUUGGAUACUUAACAGUGGUAAAAUGAUUAAUCUUCGGGCUGCACUGAAUGGUAUUUUAAUGCUAAAAAAUGUGGCCAUUUCCCCAUAAUCAGUUUGCAUAAUAAUUUAAAAUAAUACUUUUUGCUGUUAUCAAUAUAAACAUUCAGUAACUUCCAACACAGGCAUGUUAUUAACCAACCUUUGUUUGGUAUUUAGAUAAUAUAAGAAAAUAUAUCCAUAAAUUUGAAUAGUUGUGAAAGCAGCAUAAAUUCUUGUUACGCCCCUGUUAUUGUUAAUUUUAUUUAUAUACUGACUAAAUUAGAAAAUUAUAUACACU
Molecule: messenger RNA, 10388 nt
Organism: Ctenocephalides felis (cat flea)
Lineage: Eukaryota; Metazoa; Arthropoda; Insecta; Siphonaptera; Pulicidae
Exons: 21
Coding region: 626-9901 (3091 amino acids)
Biological process (GO): intracellular signal transduction; positive regulation of sodium ion transmembrane transporter activity; negative regulation of sodium ion transport
Cellular component (GO): cytoplasm
Molecular function (GO): protein serine/threonine kinase activity; potassium channel inhibitor activity; chloride channel inhibitor activity
Source: RefSeq, a predicted model, not a curated record